GCUGUAGGAACAGAGAACGUGCUAUUCUUGCGCGUUGAACUCUGUAGUAGCGCAACCGGAAGUAGAUGGUUAAGCAAUAGGCGUAUGUGAGGUUAGUGGUUAGAGACUGACUUUUGAGUGAAGUCUCAGAAGGUGAAUAUGAUGAGGAGUCUCCCAUAUUUCUGUCGUGGCGAAGUUGUUCGAGGGCUUGGACGAGGGAGCAAGGAGCUGGGAAUACCCACUGCAAAUUUCCCUGCUUCUGUGGUGGAGCAUCUCCCAGCAGACAUCAGCACUGGGAUCUACUAUGGCUGGGCCUGCCUCGGAAAUGGGGAUGUGCAUAAGAUGGUCAUGAGCAUCGGCUGGAACCCUUACUUCAAGAACACCAAAAAAUCCAUGGAAACGCAUGUGAUUCACAAAUUUAAGGAGGAUUUCUACGGAGCCACUUUGAGUGUUGUUUUGGUUGGCUACAUUCGUCCAGAGAAGAAUUAUGAGUCCCUGGAUGCACUGAUAGCAGCAAUCAAAAGUGACAUUGAGGAGGCUGAGCGGAGGCUGGACCUGCCAGAUCACCAGAAGUUAAAGCAGGACAACUUCUUCAGGACGUGCACCAAUGCCAUCGUGAAUGGCCACUGACAGGCGGCAGUCUGUUAUGCGCCGAGGGACCGUGGAGCAUGACGAAGUCCUCACCCCUUUGCUUGUCUGCCUCCCGAUCUUAGCCUUUCUGGGUAAAACGAUUGACCACAAGAAUUUUUUUUUAUCUGUUUUACUUGUCAUUCAUGGCUGGUUCAUGCUGCAAUAUCAGAAGCCACUGUGAGUGCAUCCGGAACUCUUUGUUCCUUGUCCUGUGCGUUGUCAUGGGUACGAUAAUCUUCUCACCCUUUACCGUACCACCCCAGUACUGUAGGUGAAAGGCCACCACAUUCCUCCUGAGCAUUCGUUGUAACCUGCCACUGUACUCAACGCAGUGACAGCCGCGGGCUUGUCCAGGACCGAUGAGGUGAAGACCUCAGGAUCAGAAUGACAUGCCCUGUACCCCAGCCUGAUGUCAGGAGGGAGGGGGUUGGCGUCGUGCUCAGAGUCGUAGGAUUGUUUUGUCUGUGGGGCUGGUUAAUCUCAUUCCUACAAGUGCUAGAAGUACUGGGAAAUAUAUGCCUUUGGCUUGUUGGCCAGUAUUUACGACCUAUGUGCCGCCGUGCACAUGUUUCAAUUCCAAAUUCUAAAUCCCUACAGUUUUUCCAAUAGCCUGCUUUUGACACUGGUUAUCUUUCUGUCACUUGGUGGUUGAAUGCAGUCGCUCCAGCAGAGAAACAUUCCUGCUGUUCCGCUGCAUUUUAACUCCCAAUAGAUUCUUUUUCUCAAAAAGUCAAGUGCUCUGAAAAGUCAAAAAUACCUUUCACGCUGACUCAUCACUUCCUCUGAAUGAAACACACACAAUCGACUUGUUCACGGAGGGGGUGUUUACAAAGAGCAGGAUGGAAGAAGGGGGCAGGACUUUUUUUUUAUAUUUGCAUUUUAUUCCCAUUUUGUCUUGGGAUGUGCACGUUUCUAUUUAUUUGCUUUGAAGAAAUGUCUAACUUUACUGUGCAGAAGUAUGCAACAGACAGUGGGAAUGAAUGGCUCACGGUGUGAAUCAUAUAUACAUAUAGAGAUCUGGAUUAACUAGAUUUUACUUUAAAUUCUGUAUCAGGGAAUAACCAUAUGCCAGUCUGUCAGUUGUAAGGUUGUCAUAAUUUGAAAACAUGAGAUGUAUCAAAAUGUAAAAGAUUAACUUGUACUGAAUUGUGUAAUGUGGCAGGAGAAGGACCUUCAAACUUCAUAUAGCAUGAAAAUUGGCGCGCAAAUUUUUCAAAUUCCCUCUCCAAUUAAAAGACACCCUAGCUCGAAUUAAGGGAACAGCCUUUUAUUUUUAGAUAAUCAAGAGGCAACUUGAACAGAAAGUAAAUUUUAGUGUAUUCGUCUUUGCUUAUAUAUGUAACAUGCAGAGGUAACGGAGGGCAGCUGUUGCUGUUCCGGUCUAUGAAGUAGCUACGCUUUAGUCAGGCUCUGCUGCCACAUCUUAGGUCCUUCGUGCAAAUCUAAGACUGUCGUCUGGAAUUUCUGUCACUGCCAUGACAUUACAUACAAAAUUGUUCCUCAAGCAAAAAUACUGUACUCAACUGUGUAAAGAAAUCGUCUACUUAAAAAUAAAACAUUUAAUGAAUGCACCUGGAA
Molecule: messenger RNA, 2187 nt
Organism: Brienomyrus brachyistius
Lineage: Eukaryota; Metazoa; Chordata; Actinopteri; Osteoglossiformes; Mormyridae
Gene: rfk
Product: riboflavin kinase
Exons: 4
Coding region: 139-609 (156 amino acids)
Biological process (GO): riboflavin biosynthetic process; FMN biosynthetic process
Cellular component (GO): mitochondrion
Molecular function (GO): riboflavin kinase activity
Source: RefSeq, a predicted model, not a curated record